GCGUCAUCGCUGUGCGCUCUGGAAGUUCGGCGGUGUCCAUGGAGUUGUUGGCCGAGUACGUCGGGCAGGACGGGCAGCGACAGCAGCUACGGGUGCCCUGUGAGGCGCCGGGCGUCGCCGACCCUUUCCAGGGCUUGUUGUCGGGCGUGGCUAAGAUGAGGGAGCUGGUGACCAACCUCCUCGGCUCCCCGGUACAGCGGGAAGCACAGGACCGGGUGGCGGCGGCUCCAGAGAAGGCGUUGGACGGUGAUGAUGAAGAUGAUGCAGAAGAUGAAAAUAACGUUGAUAACAGAACUAACUCAGAUGGACCCUCUGCAAAACGGCCAAAAACACCAACUUAACUGUAGCUUUUAUGAAAUUUAAAAGACUGCUAUGAUAUCUUAUUUAUCACACACUGACAUUUAAGGAAGACUUGUGCUCUAAUUUGGAAAGCAUUUGCUUUGUUCCUCUGGGACAAUUUUGUCAAAGAAGAAGGUUUUCUGCUGUUUCCAUCAAAGAAAGAUAGAAUAAAUGUUUAGAAAGGAAUCUUUUUUCUUGAGUGAGAAGUAAGUUUCAGACCAUGGAGAUAAAAUAGACAUUUAAUAAUGUAUAAAAUCCA
This is a messenger RNA of Globicephala melas (long-finned pilot whale), 598 nucleotides long. RefSeq names its product GON7 subunit of KEOPS complex (gene GON7). The record is from RefSeq and is a predicted model, not a curated record. Gene Ontology annotation, cellular component: EKC/KEOPS complex. Lineage: Eukaryota; Metazoa; Chordata; Mammalia; Artiodactyla; Delphinidae.